AUGGAUCUCAGCAAAGUUCAAGAUAUCAGAGAAGGCAUCACUUGCAGUUCUCAUGAGCCAGAUGCUGUGCUAAUAGAGUUCGUCGAUGAUGAGGAAGACUCUUACAUCGACUUAAACCUUGAUCAGGAGACAUCAGAGUCUGAUGAGUUUGAGUUCCAAAUCUCUUUGCCAUCUCAAUCUUCAUCUAAAUUUUGCUAUCAGAGCCCGGCUGAUGAGCUCUUCCACGACGGGCAAAUAGUUCCACUCAAGAACAUCUAUGGUGUCAACAGAGAGAGCUCGCAGGCUCCAAAUGCUAGGGCUAGUUUUUCUGCUGCUUAUAACUCUAUGGAUAUUCUUACCGUCGAGCUUCUUAGAUGCAGGGAAUUGAGCCCAGAUAACUAUGGAGCCAGUGGUGACCACCGGAGGUUAGCCGGCGAGUUCAACGAAGAGGAGCCAACUCAAUUCAGGAAACAUUCUAAGAUCAUGUGGCUUCUUAAUGGUGGCAUGAUGAAGUUCUUGAUCAAAUUUCCACCAGAAAAGUUUCGAUUAUCUUUUAUCUCUACAAUGAAGUCUUACUGUUCUUUCUACCACCCUGCUAACAGAGGAAGCAAUUAUAUAAAGCAGAAAAAAAGUCCUAGGCAUUGGAAACUUGUGCUACCAUCUUACAAAUGGACACUACCUUGGAAGAGCAGAGGCAGCCAGAACAGCAACAACAUUGAUAAUAAAACUAACAACACUCACAACCAACAUGCAAGAAAAUUAAUGAUUUCAGAUAUCAAUGAUGCCGAGAAAUUAGAUGCUUUUGAUGCUCUGAGUUCAAAUUUAGGCAGGGGAAGUCCAAAUUUUGGGGUCUACCCAACCUCAAUUCUGCAGUCACCAUAUCACACAAAUGUAAGAGAAAAAGGAGUCAUGGAGAUGGAUAGGUCUAUAAACGCUGCAAUAGACCACUGUAAAGUGUCACUUGGUAGUUAUCAGAGGCAACGAUAGAUUCACCACUUGGCUUACUUUCCUCGGUACCAAUAAGUUUACAAUGGUUACCCCCCCCAAGCAGGACUUGAAUAUAUGACCUCUUGGCCUCAACUAAAUGUUAGUGCAGGUUUGGCCAUUAAUCUCACCCUCACCACUGCUUUUCUGAAGCAGAUCUUGCUGCUUGUUGGUGUUGUAGAAAGCAAAUAAGCUAGUGAGGAGGGGGCAAAAAAAAAUCCUGUGUACAUAAACCAUUGUUAUGAAUAAACAUGUGGA
Elaeis guineensis (African oil palm) is the source of this 1221-nucleotide messenger RNA. RefSeq lists its product as uncharacterized. Lineage: Eukaryota; Viridiplantae; Streptophyta; Magnoliopsida; Arecales; Arecaceae. Gene Ontology annotation, cellular component: plasma membrane. The record is from RefSeq and is a predicted model, not a curated record. Gene Ontology annotation, molecular function: kinase inhibitor activity.